AUGAAAAACUCUUCUAUGUCAAUCAUUGAGCCAAUAUAUUAUUUAGAUAAUUAAAAAUCAGCAUAUUUUUUAUAUCAAAUUAUUUAUUCUUAUUUAAGAGAGGAAAGUAAGUAAUUAUUAAAAAUUAGAUUAAGAAAGAAUUUUAGAAAAUAAUAUGAUUAAAAUACUUUGAUUUUUGAAGAAUUCUAUAAAACAGAAUAUAUAAUUAGAAUUUUAAAUCUUCAAAUGAUUAAAUUAUUAGAAGAUAAAUGUGUUUUUUAUAAUCGUUUGAUUAAAAAUUAAAUAUCAUAAAAUAGAAUAUUUGAUAAUUGCUUUAAAAUUUCUCUUAAACUUAGCAAAAUUGAGUAAAAUAUCAAUCAAAUCUACUAAAAAAAUCCAUGUAAUAAAUAAUAAUUUUUAAGUUAGCAAUUAGUAUUUUAAAUUUAAAAGUGUUUUAUUAAACUGAAAUUCUUAGAAACUAUGCUUAAGCUAACAGAGAACAUUCAAUUAUUUAUGAGUUAGAGUCUUAAUACAAAUAAAGUAGUAUUUUAUUAUUAGCAAAAUAAAAUAAAGUUGCAUUUUUAAUUACAAAAUUAGAGGAUUGUUCUUAUAAUGUAAAAAUUGAAAGAGCUUCUAGUAAUGCUACUUAGUUUUUUCAAAAUGAAUUACCUCAAUAUAUUGAGCCAUUAAUUCCAUAAGGAAUUAGAGAUUAUCAUGGUUAUAACUUACAUGAUUUCUUUUAAACUGGUUAAUCACCUAGAUAUAAAUAAAAUGGGCGUUUGUUUAUUCUUUAAAACAAAUUUAUAAAGACAGCUGAUUCAUAUUUAGAUUCUUAUAAUAGCUUAUCUGAACUUAGAUUUAUUAAUAUAAUUUUAGAACUAAAAGAUACUAAAGGUUAUAUGAUUGUUAAUAAUUAAUUUAAAAUUUUUGGAAUAAAUAAACAUCUGUUAGACUUAUUAAAUUUUUCAUAAUCCUAAAUUGAUUAUUUUUAACCAGAUGAAAUGAUUUAUGGAUUAAACAUAUAAAUAUUGAUUCCUCAAUUUUUAAUGCUGAUUGAAAAUAAUAAAUAGAUUUCCUAAAUUGAAUUCUAUUUUAUAAAAUAAUGUUAUAUUUUUGAUUUAACAAAACAUACAAUUAUAGAAAGAUUUUCAAAUUCAAAUCUUUUAGAUAGAUUUGAAUCAUAAAUUGAAAUAUAAUGUAAGUAUCACAAUGAUUAGUUGGCAUAUAUAAUAUUAACAUUUGAUUAUUUAAAAAAGCAAAAUGUUACUUCGAUGCUAUCAAAUUUCAUUGAAUGCUCAACAAAAUCUAAUUAAAGAAUAGAUUUAUAAUAAAAACUCUUGGAAGAAAUAAAGAUUGAUUCUCCAUAUGAUUUUGAUGAUUAAAAAGACUUGGAUAUUUAACUAUUUUAACCAGAACUUGCAUAUUAAUAAUUAAAUUCUCCAUAAGAAAAAUCUUCUAUAUACGAAUUGUUAUUUUAAUAAAAAUUUUACAGUCGAUAUUACGAUAUAUCUAAAUUAAGUGAUGACAUUUCCAUAAUUUAGAAAAAUUUCUCGAAAUAAGUAAGUAUGCCAUAAUUUUCUUUGGAUCAUAAUAAAUAUAAUAUAUCUGUUUAAAAUGUUUGCAUUCCAUCAAAAAAAAAGGAAAAAUUUGAUUCUAAUUUUUAGGAUAAAUUGGAAUUCAUAGAUAAAAUUGCAUCAAAAAAAAUAAGAAAUAUCUUUGUUAGAUUAGCAAUCAUUUUUUUAAUUGUUUCUUCAUUAUUAGGGAUUGUAUCUUUGUUGUUAUAAACAUUUCUGAUAUAAAAUAAUUUUAAUAAUUACAUUACUGAUGUUGGAUUAUUAUCUAUUAAAAAUGAUAUCUUAUAACCUAUGUUAAGUUUCUUUAUUUUGAGAUUUAUUAUAUAUGAUAAAAAAAAUUUAUUGAGUUAGAAUUUAAUAAAUAAGGAAGAGUAUUUUAAUGAAACUGAUUUUGCCUAAAAAUAUUUAAAAAAAGAAUUUGAUCAUUUUCACAAUCAAAUCCAAGAGCUCUUUGAAUCUCAAAUAUUAUCAGAUUUACUUAUUGAUCAUUAUUAUGAAGUAAUUUAUUUGUAAGAAGAUUUUUCUUAUUAUUAUGAAAAUUUUAGUGCUAGAACUUUCUUUAUAAAAUAUUUAGACUAUCAGUAAUUUAUUUAUGCAAUGUACUCUAACAAUGAACUUCCUAAAAUAACUACACCAGUCACAUUUUAAAUGUUGAAUUAAAAAUUAAUAUUUGAAAUUUGUUCUUAAUUAAGUAAUUAAAUUUAUAAUAAUACAAUUACAAGAAAUUCUUAACAAAUUAAUGAUCAAAUUAUUGUGAUAGCAAGCUUUUUAAGUGUUAAUUUUAUUUGUUUAUUGUUAUCAAAUUAUUAUUACAGAUAAUUUGCAAAUUAAAGGCAACAUUUUGGCAAUUUUAUGUUUAAUAUUCAAUAAAGUUUCUUAGAAUCAGAAUUAGAAAUUAUAGAUUUUUUAAUCAACUAGAUUUAAAAUUAUAAUAUCACAUAAUUUUACACUUUUAAUGAAAAAAAUAAAGAAAGAGAAAUCUAAGUAUUACAUUCGUAAUCAAAAACACAAGAUUAAAGCCAUUUAAAAUAAUUUUACAAAAAAGCAAAAAUUGACUCUACUAAGUUCUUGAUUUUCAUCUAUACUAUGUUUAUUGGUUUCUUGAUUGUAAAUUUAACAAAUACAUUUAUUCUUUCUGAAUUUAUUUAAAAAUAUAAGCCUACUGCUACUAUGCAUAAAAAUACUUCAGAAUUAUGUUUGAAUGUUGCUUUAAUUUAUAGUUAAAAGGAAAAAUUGAAUAAUUAAAUUUUCUUUUAAUAUUUAUAAGACUCAGAUUUUUCAACAAUGGUUUAGCAGCUAAAUUAGUCCUCUGUAUAAAUCCAAUAAUAUUAAUAAGAAUUAUUGCAAAUAAAUCUAGUUGAUUUGUUAUUUCAAACUGAUUUUGUAUAUUACUUCUUAGAUUAAGAAAAUAAGGAUUUAUGUCCUUUGAUUAAUUCAGUAUUUAAAUAUAUUAUUUUAGGAAAAGAAUUAAAAAAUUCAGUAAAUUUGUGUAAAUUCAUUUGAUGGAUCUUUUCCAUUAGGAAUUUAAGCUGUUUUAAACCAUGUGUAAAAAGUAGUUACAGAAGAAUUGAUAACUUAAGAUUUUUCUUAACGUAAACCUAUAAAUACGUUGGAAGUGGAAGGUGCAUAUUUAUUUGUUGAAUACUUAUAAAAAGCAGCUGAUAUGGCAAUGAAUGACUUUUCUGAGCAAGUUUUACAUUAUAAAUCUAUUUUAGAAGUAUUAUUUGGUUUAAAAUAGACUAUUCUUAUUUCAUCCAUCACUUUCACAUUAAUUUUAGUUGCACUUAUAUUAAUUGCUUUUGAAACAAACUUAAAACACAAACUAAUUUAUGCUGUUAAAUUUAUCCAUCUAAUACCAAGAGAAGUCUUGUUUUUGGAUAAUUCCUUUGAAAGGAAAGUAAGAAUGGCUAUUCUAAAAGAUCCAAAUUUAUGA
Messenger RNA from Paramecium sonneborni, 3486 nucleotides. The record is from the annotation of a GenBank genome assembly. Lineage: Eukaryota; Ciliophora; Oligohymenophorea; Peniculida; Parameciidae.